AGACAACCCAAUAAAAAAGAGGGUGAGCGCAACUAUGAUGAAUCACCAUGGUGAUCGAAUAAACAGUCGAGGGAAAGAUUUCAACGUGAUUUCAACGCAGAAGGAUGCUCCGGUGGUAAACUUCAAAACCCGUUUUUAAGUUUCCUGUUGUUUUUGUGUUUCCAGAUAUCAUAACGGCCCCCGGAACGUGAUGGAUGAUCAACCAAAGGCGGAGGGAGAAGCAGACAAGAAAAUUGUUCAUGUGUAUCCUCUAGUUAAGUUUUCCGAUAUGAAUGACGAUGUCCGGACCGAGGCGAUAGAAUUGAGCAUUACAGCCUGUGAGAAAUAUGCACAAAAUUACGAGCACGCAGCGAAGGCGAUCAAGGAGUUGAUGGAUAAAAAGUUUGGUACCUUUUGGCACGUGGUCGUUGGCGAAGGAUUCGGCUAUGAGGUAUCGUACGAAACCAAGAGCAUUCUUUACUUGUUUUUUGGCGGAAAUUUGGCAAUUGUCCUGUGGAAGUGCUCUUAGGUUUCGUACUAGGGUAUGAAUUAGAGGAAAGUUGGCUAUGUAAUAAAAUGUAACGUAUUUCCUUGUCAAUAGUUUGUUUUGUAUUUUUUCUUGUUUGUCUGUAAAUAGUUUUGACUUUUCGUUUGCUUGAAAAUUUUUUUGAAGUUUAUGUCCAAACUUGUACAUUUAGGCUGGUAGUUUGGACGUUUAUUUCAUGAUGUACAAAGUGUACAAAAGGUGUUGAUGUAUUUGAGGGAACAGCCAAGAUUGUGUUUGUAAAUUUAAGAUGCAUUUACGAAACCUUUGGCCAAUUUUGCUGUUUCCCAUCUGUACAAUGUACAUAUAAUAUAUUUCUCACGUUCUGCAAUGCUGUUCUACUCAAUUUUGGAACAAGCAACGUCAUUUUCAAGCAAAGAAUGUAUAUUGGAAAAAUUAGAAUUGUCCGGAAUCACGGUCUUUGUUAUUAAAUAAAUUUAUUACUUCGCACUUAACAAUGAUUUAUGCACUCUAUAGUUUAUUGCACAUGUAAAAUCUGCUUACAGACCAUUAGUGAACGAAUAAACCUGAACAUUGGCUAUGACUGCAACAACUAGAACGUAUUGAUAAAAUAGUUUCAUUUUUCAUCGUCACAUUGCUAGAAACAUUACGCGGCUGUGAUUAGUUUAUAGCUUUAUAGUCGACUCUUGAUUGUUGCAUUUCACUUUUUGCGCUUCAGUCUUUUGAACAGCAUCUUUCAAAGCAAAGUUUUAUGUUUAUUUCGCAUGAAUGAAUAGUACACUACCUUAAAGUCCUAAAACAGAUGGUGAGUUAGCAGAUGAAGUUCUUCAAAUUUAUCGAAAAUCUGUCGCAACGAUAGGGUUUGGUUUGCAGUUAAAGGCCGCUAUUGAAGUCCUAGGCCUCUCGUCAUUUAGAGGUCUGCUCUAACCUGGUCAAGCCAACUAACACGUUGGACUUAUCUGGUUCUGGGUCGGUGGGGCAUUCUCGCGAGAUGUGUGGCCUGUUGUAGCCUCCCGACUUUCGUCAAGUGUCCAAUGGGAAGCUAUCCGAGUAGUGCUCCAUAAGCCUGCGCUACUCCCUGUUUCGGUUUGUACUUUAUCAAAUUAUAUCCGCUACGCUUUUCGUUCGAAUAUGGCCAGUACGCGUAUGUCCUCCUUGAGCAGUGCUACGGUUGCAAGUCUACUGGUUUAAUUGAAGUUUUGUACAUCGUCAGUUUUUUGCCCCUGGAUCAAAGCGUCCUGCCUGAAUGCGCUAUUAGAUCACCUUAUUUAUGUUAUUAAGGGUGGUUACCAGGGCAAGAACUCGUCUACCACUUGGAGCUCAUCGUCGCCUCAGAUCAUCGUCCGUUGGAGACGAAUAGUAUUGGUUUCUCUUCCUUCCACAUUUUUUUUUGUAUGCCUGAAGCGCAUUGGGCAGAAGUGUGGCUGGCUCCGAUUGCUUUACACAGAUUACAGGUUGCUCGAACUCAUUGAUGGAGUUGAGCUAGUUGGUUGUAAGCUUGUGCCACAGUUCGAAACAACAUGGUUGAUGAAACCAGUGACCGUUUUGGGAUUGGUGCCUCAUACCUGGUAUGGAGUUGAAAGGUAACUUCCGAAGAAGUUGAACCUCGAUGAAGCAGAGCUCCGCAAAAACAGAACAAAUGCACUGCGCCCCUCAGGUUCAGCGUUGCAGAAGCGUCAAUUAUCGGUUGGGACUUUGCCGAUUUUCUUUAACCCGUAAAGACCCGGGACGGAACUUGUUUUUUGGAAAUGCUUGUUCUCAGCACUGGAACGGCCGAUUUGGGAAACCUUGGAAUUUUAUUCAAGGGGAAUAGUUGCUCUAAGUUUUGGUAAAGAUGCCACCCCUUUGGACCCCUCCCCGUUUUUGUGAGACGCAAAUAUGUCUGUGUUUUUCCAAAUUUUUCAAGCAGACUGAGCAAACGUAUCAACUGCUCCAUGUAUCAAAUCGUGUCAGGUGGAUGAAAUAUAAUAUGUAAGAGUGAAUUUUGGAGUUUACAAAUUAUUUUAGUACAAAAUCACAAAACUACAUAUUUUUAUAAAAAUUCAAACAACAAAACCGUUAUUCAAAUUUUAAGCUCUACAUUUUUGCGGUAAGGUCUCCUGAAUCCAUACGCGAUGAAAUAUUUAUUUUAGCAUGCAAACAUUUUGAGAAAAACCAGUUUAAAUUCACCAAAGUACGUAGUUUCAUGGAAACCUGAUUUUCUCAGUCUCCCAAGGUAGGUUUCAACUAAGCUCUUAAAUUUUCAAGCUCUAUAUUUUUAGAGUAUCGUCUUCUGAAUCCAAAGAUGGUGAAAGUUUUUUUUCUAACAUGCACAGAUUUGGAGAUGUUGUGAUUAAAUAAACUAGCAACACAGUCAGUAAUAAAAAGUUAUUUCCUCCUGUACACACGCGUCGUUAUUAAGAUCCUCAACAUUUUGGCGACGAGGAUAGAAAUUUGACCAAUUCUGCAAAAAGGAAGAUUAAAUUCGCUCUGGAGGAAACGGUUUCAUUCAGUAACUGUGGGGUUACGGUGAUAAAACGUCGUUUUCAUUGAAAAUUACGUAGUAACUACGUCAGUGAGUGCACAUAACCUCAAAGUUUGCAACACGAGGUAGGACGUAAAAAGGCCAAAUAAAUGGAAAACAACAAAGCUACAUUGCUACCUUUCGAUACAUCGGAUGUUCCGUCAAUCGGUACCCGUUGGCGAAGAUGGAAGCGAUCAUUAGAACUGUUUUUAGACGUUAACUGCAUCGCUCUUCCUUCUCGAAAAAAGUCGUAUCUGCUACAUUUUGCUGGAACCCAAGUCCAAGAUAUAUUCUAUGAUCUGGACAAUCAUGACGCUGCACCGCCCCAGGGAUCCGAUGUUUACCGCGAAGCAGUCAAGCUUCUAGAUAAUUACUUUGCGCCCUUAGCGAGCGUUCCGUACGACCGUUUCGUUUUUCGCAACUUGAAGCAAAGAGGACGAAUCCGUAGAAAAGUUCGUAGGCCACCUUCGGGAACAGGGCCGUCUGUGUGAGUAUGGUGCAGCACUAGACAUGCGAAUAACAGAGCAAGUGUUCGACAAUUCUCAUUCUGACGACCUCCGUGAGGUAAUUUUAAGAAAGAAGCUUAUGCUGGUCAGUGAAAUCAUAGAAGAAGCUGGAAACGAUACAGCGAAACAAAAUUGAAAUGAAAAAGAGUAGUGUGACUACGGACGAUGGCACUAUUAGCUUCGUGAGAAAAAAAAUGAAAAAAAGGAUGUUUGUUUUCGCUGUGGAAACUCCGGUCAUUUUCUGAACGACAAAAGUUGUCCCACGAGAAACAAAUCUUGUGACAAAUGUAAAAUCGUCGGACACUUUCGUGAAAUGUGUAAAACAAAAUCGAGCUCAAAACUUUCCACAAAAUCAACCAAAAAGAGUGUAAGGCAAGUAUAUCGUUUUGAAGAGGAAAGCAGUGAUUCGGAUGUCAGCAGCGAUUCGGAUGAUUCAAGCAGCGAAAAUAACAUUAAGCAGAUCUACACUAUGGGCUCGAAUCACGAAAAAGCGACGUGCUUCACAGGCGGAGUUAAAAUAAACUGGGUGAUAGAUUCUGGUGCACACGUAAAUGUCAUCAGUCGCAAAACAUGGAAAGUCUUAAAACGUAACGGUUGCAAGUUCCACGAAGUGGCCAAAUUACGAAAUCAUCUUCGGGUGUACGGAGACGGAAAAAUAAAAAUUCACCGAGUCAUAAAGGCGGUUAUUGCAACGCGUACGAAUAGCGUUGAACGGGAAAUUUAUGUGGUAGAUAGCGAAAACGGUGAUAAUUUGUUGAGUAAGCAAACAUCAAUGGACCUAGGGGUUCUUGAAAUUCAUGGCGAAGUUUUUAGCGUUAAAGACAAGAAACCACGGCACAGUGGGGAAUCGCUGGCCAUCAGUCAAAAAAAAUUUUUUUCGUUAGCUGUUUCAUAAUAUUUUUCCUUUUUUGCUAUAACAUUCAAGUGUCUAAAUCCAAAAUGUGGGUGCAAUAUCACGAAAGCUGAAUUUUUUAUGACUUUUCAAAGUUUGGCGAAGUGACGUUUUUUGUCUUUUUUUUUGAAAAAAAGUACAUUACUUUGAAACGCUCUGUAGCUUCAAUGAUAGCUUGGAUUUUUUUUGAUGUCAAAGAAAAAGUUGUUGUAAAUAUUGUGCAAAACAAACCCUUUUCAUUAGAUAUUGUAAAAUUCGGUUAUAAUAGGCCUGACACAAGAAAAAAUUUAAAAAACAUGAUUUUUUGUAGAAAAGUAGCUUAAAAGUUUAGUUGCCGCAGUUUGCCACGGUUGUGACUACAUUCAAAAUUCAGGUAAAAACGUAAGCUUUCAAAUGCAUAUUGUCCGCUGCUGCGCGAAACUGCGCAAAUUGUCACUUUAGUGAAAAAAGCGAUAGCAGUUUUUUUCAUUUUUUUUGAGGUUGAAAUUUCAUCCAGGAUUAAUUUAAUCAUAACCAUGAUACCCCAUUACGUAAAUUUAAAUAAAAAUUUGGGCAAAAAUUACGAAAUUUAUCAAUUAAAAGUUAUAAAAUAAGUGUUAAAUAAGAAAAUAGUAAACAAAUUUUUAUGAAGCUUUUAAUUAUGUCAAACUUUAUCACUUUCUGCAAAUUUAAAACAAUAUUAAAAACAUUCAGCCCUUUUCAAUUUAUGAUCAUGCAAUCCGAUAAACUGAUUGAAGUGUUAAAUACCAGCAGCAAAUUCAUACCAUCAAACUCCGGCUAACAAUAGCCCGUUUGAAUAUUGCUUUUGCUUCGCGCUCGUUUGCAUACAAAAGUAAAGCACACAUUUUGCUUUAUGAGCAAAAAACAUCAAAAAACAUCCUCCGCAUCUUUUCGUAUUCAUUUAGAACGUUGUGUCAUUCCAGUGUCUUGGUUUUCAAAUUCAUAAAUUCGUCGAAUUUUAUUAUGCAGCCUUCAACUUCAGCGGCACCAUCUAAUUUAAUGUCUAGUAAGUUGUCAAUUCAUGGUGUUAUACAUGUAUUUAAAUGUCCUCUUUCAACCAUAGAAACCGGAUUAGGAAGAUAAAGUAUAUAUGAAACAUCGAAAAUUACUAGAAGAAAUAAAAAUUGCAGCGAAAGACGUUUUUCCUGCUGAUAAGUAUAAUGAACUUCAAAUUUUCUGGAAACGAUUCAACACGAGAUUUAAGCGAUCACAGCGGAAGAUGAUGAUGCUGAUGAUGUUUUUUUCAAUUUGUAAUGAGUUAGUAUUACUUAUGUUGUUUUAGUUUAUUAAAAAAAAUAUAAUUAUAUUUAGGCAAAAUUUGUUUAGAUCGAGGGGUCGUCCAUAAAUUACGUAUUUUUUCAAUAGGGAUGACGCCCGGUGGCACUACUGGUGGUAAAAGAUCAUAUAAUUCUAUAAAAAAGGAAAAAAGUGCCAAAAAAUAUUGAAAAUUGGAUUUCGUGCUUUAUGGACGGCCCCAAACAAAAAAUUGAUGCCAAAUUCGUGUUCAGCGCCCCUAAAUUAUGUAAAUCCUAAGUUUUUGUCGCAUUUAUCGACACUUUUUUUGCAUGGCCAGCCUUUGUAUGGAGUCGCCCCACUGUGCACGGGUGGGAAAAUUGAAAAAUGUGCAAAUAAAUAUACAACUUAACGACAGUGGCUUACCGAUACAACAACCAACAACCAUAACUCCUAACGCGUAUUAUCGAUACAAAAGACUCAUGUUCGGCAUGAGUUGCGCUGCCGAAAUUUUCCAACGGGAAAUUGAGCAGGUGUUAAAAGGCCUAAGAGGAGUUAAAGUUUUUAUAGAUGACAUCCUCGUAUAUGCUAAAUCCAAAGAAGAACAUGAUUCAAAGCUCAAAUCCGUUUAGACAAACUGAGAGCAGCUGGGUUGACAGUCAAUAUGAAAAAAUGCGAGUUUUGUAAAACGUCCGUUGAUUUCAUGGGUCACACUUUGUCCGAGAAAGGAAUUUUACCAACAAAUGAUAAAGUGAACGCUAUUCAGUCAUUUAGGCCUCCCCAGAAUUCUGUAGAAAUGCGCAGCUUUUUAGGUCUAGUUAAUUAUGUUGGCAGGUUUAUCCCAAAGCUUUCAGACACAUCAGCACCGCUGCGAGAAAUGACUGUUAAAGGUAAUAAGUUCGUUUGGACUAACGAAAGGAACGUUGCUUCGAGAAAAUUAAAGCUACCCUGUCCAACCCACAGUACCUCGGUUACUAUAACCCAAAACAUCGGACCACACUUGUUACAGAUGCUAGUGACAACGGGCUAGGAGCAGUUUUGUUACAGACUUCCAACGGAAGAUCUCGUGUCGUGUCGUGUCGUGAUCUGGUGAAUCAACAUAGCAGACCCGCUUUCGAGACUGGCGGAAAUUUUGGACAGCAAAACUUUUGAUAGAAAAUCAGAAGCUGAGUUAUGCGCUAUAGUGGAGGCAAGUAGACCGGUGGCAGUAGCAAUGGCUGAAAUUAUCCGAACUUCACGCGAAGAUGAAGAAAUUCAGAAAGUAAAGGCAGCACUACAGCUUAACAAAUGGGAUGAUGCCAUCAAAGGAUACGCACCGUUUCAAAGCGAGUUGUGUGUCGUCGGUGAAAUAAAAUUUGUGUUUACGCGAUGCGAUAUUAUGCUUGGCACAUACCGGUCAUCCUGGUCGCGAAAAGAUGAAGCGAAGGUUGAGAGUCGCAGUUUGGUGGCCCGGUAUCGAUACAGCAGCCGAGAAAAUAUGCAAAGAAUGUUUCGAAUGUCAGCUUGUUGGUCAGUGCGAUAAACCUGAACCGCUACGCGUUCGUGAAUUACCUGCUUGGUAUCACCUCUCUGGUGACUUUCUAGGGCCCCCACCUGACGGUUUCUUUGUAUUUGUUCUAAUCGAUUUGUAUAGUCGCUUUGUGGUGGCAGAACCUAUGAAAUCAACUACAUCAGGCGAUGUCAUUCGUUUUCUAAAAAUGAUAUUUACUAGAAUGGGACUACUAAAUAUAUUGACCUUUGAUAAUGCGAAAAACUUCUCUAGUUUGGAGCUUCAGGAUUAUUGCGUGGACAACGGUAUUAGACUAACUCAUACUACUCCCUAUUGGCCAAGUGCAAACGGGGAAGUUGAGCGUCAGAACAGGUCUUUCCUCAAAGUGAUCAAAAUAAGUAAACACCAAGACAGAGACUGGAAAGAAGCUCUCCAGGAAUAUUUAUACAUGUACUCUCUAACACCGCAUUCCAUAACAGGAGUAGCGCCCGCGCAAUUGAUGUUUGGUAGAAGAUUUCGGGACGUGAUCCCGCAUUUUCAGCCUGAUGCCAAUAACGACGAACAAAUGCGAGAUCGAGAUAAGGUGUGUAAAUAUCAGGCCAAAACUGUGAGAGACAAGAAAGUCGGGGAAAAACAGUCAUCAGUAGUAGUCGGAGACGAAGUAUUGAUGAAAAACUUGAUUCCACAGAACAAGAUGUCCACAGGUUCCUUCCGAGUCCAGCAACAGUGGUCGGGCGUUAUGGAAACAGUGUGACCUUCAAACAGAAAAUGGACAAAUCGUCAAGCGGAACACAUCCCAUGUGAAGAACCUGUUACGUCCGCUAUCCAAUGAACAAGUAUCAGCAGAACUCGGCAAUUGCGACGAGACAGCUAGAACUACGAAUAACGGAGAGUCAAUGUUACCGCAACGACCCCGCAGAGAUGUGUCGCGCCCUAAACGUUUUGAUGAUUAUUCUCUUGACAUCAUAAACUUUCAAUUAAAAGGAUAAGAGAUAUGUUGUGAUUAAAUAAACUAGCAACACAGUCAGUAAUAAAAAGUUAUUUCCUUCUGUACUCACGCGUCGUUAUUAAGAUCCUCAACACUGAACAACCACUCCCUAUGCUCCCUGACUCGGCCAGUCUCACUUGUAACUGAAUAGUACUGAGAUGUGAAAAACUCCUUAACUGCUUCAAUUGAAAGCAAGUGAUCGUCCCUAAAAAGCCGGUUGGGUUAAUUUUCUACAAAGUUCGGAAUGAAUCGAAUUAGGUUUUUUUCCUAGAACAUUUCCACCGAAUAAAAGCUCGUACAGUUACUCGUCAUUCCGGGUUGCCACUCGCAGGAUGAUCCUCGUACUAUUAUCUCCAGCAGCGUUAACCCGCCAAUUCCAACACUUCCGCAAGCAAGGUACAUUGUAGCCGCCAGAUCGAGAGGUACUCCUGUAGGGAGGUCGGUGGUUUCGGAGCCGCAGGCAAUGGCACAACGGCAGCGCCUGAAUAAGAUUAUUAAGUCGAUUUUUCCGAUAAAUCGAUACGUGGCGGUAGUGAUGGACGACGAGACCUGUCUCACCCUCUACGGCAACGACUGGCAGGGCACUUCAUAUUUUACUCCCCCACGAAGGAAGUGAGCACCAAGGUGAAGUUCAUUUCGCACGCCACGUUCCCAAGAAGGUGCUGCUGUGGCUGACAACGCACCUGCCAUGAACGGAGAAUUUUAUUGCGUGGUUCAUCGAGAAAUAUCAUUAGGCCGAAGACGCGGUGUUUUGGCCGGAUCUGGCGUCAGCCCAUUACUUGAAGCGAUUGUUGGGGAAGCUGGAGCGGCUGAAUAUCGAUGUGGUACCGAAGUUGGUGAACCCGCACAACGUCCCCAAGUUGCGUCCAAUCGAGGAUUUCUGGGUGAACCUGAGGCGUAAGAUCUACUCCAACAAUUGUGUCGUGAAAACAGAGGAGGAAUUGAUAACUAAAACGAAGAAAGAACUCAAAAACAAAACAAACGCAUGUUUUCGUCCGCCAUGGCGAAUGUUUUGGUUAACUCCCAGAAGGCCACUCGCAAGGGCGUAAAAUUUUUUUGCAGGUAAGCUAACAUAAUUAGCUUCCAUGGGAAAUUAUAUUUAUUUAUUUUAUUAAAGAAAGGGACACGAAUGUUUUAGAAAAUAUAGAUUGGAAACAAUGAAGAUUACAGUUGCAUUUACUACUGUAUGUUUUUCGGAGCAAGAAACUGUACAAUAACUAGGAUGCCAAUACGCAAAUUUUAUUGUCAUUAAAAGGUUAGUUUGAUUACGUAUCGGUUGUAUCAGUUUGUUGUGUGCACUAAAACAAAUGCCACUUUCCGCAGCAAUAAAAAGUAGAAACACCAC
This is a messenger RNA of Wyeomyia smithii (pitcher-plant mosquito), 9440 nucleotides long. Its product is annotated as dynein axonemal light chain 4. Gene Ontology annotation, biological process: microtubule-based process. Bases 191 to 508 code for a protein of 105 amino acids. Lineage: Eukaryota; Metazoa; Arthropoda; Insecta; Diptera; Culicidae. Gene Ontology annotation, cellular component: dynein complex. Gene Ontology annotation, molecular function: dynein light intermediate chain binding; dynein intermediate chain binding. The record is from RefSeq and is a predicted model, not a curated record. The transcript has 4 exons.